Molecule: messenger RNA, 1122 nt
Organism: Cuscuta campestris
Lineage: Eukaryota; Viridiplantae; Streptophyta; Magnoliopsida; Solanales; Convolvulaceae
Source: the annotation of a GenBank genome assembly
GCUGCCCCUAAAUUCAUUUCCCGUCUCCAAGUCUAGCCCUAGCCUCUUUCUCAACCCAACACUGUCCGCUAGCCUCUUCUCCAGCCGCCGCCAACGAACACUGAUAUGCCGAUGACGAUAUCAUGUCUGCGCCUCCCCUUCCUUUUGGUAGUCAUGCCUUCUAGUUCGUUCGCUUCAAUUCAACCUUCGAUUAAGGUAUAUGUUUCAUUUCCAUGUGCAAGAGUCUUUCUUCAAUUCUUUCCAUUUCGAAUCUAAACAUAGAAAAACAAAAAUGUUUGCUAUGGUUUUUUAGAUUCAGAACCCCAUGAUUUCAAUUUCAAGCACUGCAUAUACCAAUUGGACUCAUUCCAAAAUUGACGAAGACUCACAAUAUUUCACAAUUGGGUAUUUUAUUUUGUUUCUCUAUGCCUUCAAUUUUUUGACUUCCACUUUUAAAAAUACUUUUGUUACUUUUAAAUUUUAAAUAAAUGAAAGAAUGAGCCACUUUUACUUUGGAUGUUCCUUUUUUUACUUCGUAGGUUAAUAUGGGCAUUUGGACUAAACAUUCAAUAAGUGUUAAGAUGAAAUUGAAAUGUUUGAGGUGAUUUGGGACUCUUGAAGAUAGUAUAACCGAUUAAUAGGCCAAACACUUAAUUUCUCAACCUUUAUUAGUUUGUUUUCUUUUCUUGAUAAGUUUCCUAUAUUCAAUUUUGGAAUUUUAGGAGGGGACUAAAACUACCUUGAUUAACAAACUGCGAAAGUUCCUUCUCAGGUUUUUCAAUUUCAAUUUUUCUAUCCCAGAUAUGGUAUUGCAGUUGAAGCCACGAGGUUUAAGGUUUUGGGAUCGACCCCUUUUUCAUUAUAUGAAAAGAACUUUGUAUAUGGGGUUGCCUCACUACGGAAAUGGGCCUGCUGUGGAGUACACGUUCUGCUUGGUGUGGGGAGUCCUGUGCAAUCAUCUACGACGAAAGGUUAUUCCGUACAGAGCUACUGGACGAUGCUAGGCAGUGAUGGAAGACCUGUAAUUAUUUCUGGUAGUCUAGGCUUGAAACUGUCUCUUGUGCACGUAACCAUUAUUAUGGUUAAGCAUUUGACAUUGAUGUAUUCAUUUGAUUUGAGUAAUAAUAAUUUACAUGUUACCCG